AUGUGCGGUAAAUGCACAGCAUCGUUGCAGAAGGUAUCGACAGUCAACUUCAAGCUUUCCACAUCAUACCUCGUUGACUUACCGAUGAAGUGGUCAUUACCGCAGCCAGGUCAUCUACUACACGAGUACGAGGCGUCAGACGACCUCGUGGAGCACGCAAAAUUAGCUGUUUUUGCCGACAAAUGGGACGUUCAAGGCCUAGAGAAGCUCGCGAUACAGAACCUCUACAAAGAUCUUGCGACAUAUGCACCCACAUCAGAGAACAUCAGCCAGCUUCUCGAUCUGAUCGCAUACACCUGGGAGAACACUCGUGAUGACACUGGAAACGAUGAUGAGCGUUCUGCACGCGUUCUUACGCUCAGAGGCCUGAUAGUUGCUUAUGUCGAAGACACGGCGGCUGAGCUGAGCAAGAUCGCAGGCUUCGCGGACUUCCUAAGAGAGCAUGGCGAGUUCGCUCAGCCAGUAUUCAUGAGACUUGUUGCCAAACGCCCAAGACGAGAUAGGCAUAGUUGA
Molecule: messenger RNA, 513 nt
Organism: Cyphellophora europaea CBS 101466
Lineage: Eukaryota; Fungi; Ascomycota; Eurotiomycetes; Chaetothyriales; Cyphellophoraceae
Exons: 1
Coding region: 1-513 (170 amino acids)
Source: RefSeq, a predicted model, not a curated record